CCAGAGACGAAGAGGGGGGAGGAGGAGACGCAGCCAGGACCAGACCGAGACGCUCGGUGCUCUAGUCGCCGGUCGCUCGGCGGAACGCACGGACGCGCUGAUGGUGCAUUUCCAGCCGACAAUGAAACUAACUCGAGCCGAGUCUAAGAGCGUCUAACGGCGGCGCCGACACUCGCACGGCCCGCCGGGAGACUGACAGACACUCCGAUAAAGCCAUAGACGUCCAGAUUUCAGAGGAAGAGGUGGAGAAACCGGAGAGGGGAGGAGGAAAGAACCGAGACGAAGAGGGAGGACGGCCGGAGCGGAGAGGAAGGAGAGGAGAGGAGGCUGGAGUAGCGCAGAGGAAAGAGGAGAAUUUCCAGGGGGGGUUUUAGUCUUAUUUUCGGUCUCCUCUCCUUCCGACCUUCUCCACCCCCUGCUCCUGAUUUCGUCCUCUUUUGGAGCAUUUAUGUCUGCUUUCGGGAGGCGUUAGAUGUUGAACUUGAUGGGUGUUUCAAACGCCACCGCCCCCAAUGUCUCCUGUACUUGUAACUGUAAGCCCUACACCUCCAUCCAGAACAUGGAAAUCACCCAGCUGGAGUUCGUCCAGAUCUUGGUGAUCGUGGUGUUCAUGAUGGUCAUGGUGGUGGUCAUCACCUGUCUGCUUAACCACUACCGCCUAUCGGCACGCUCCCUGCUCUCCAGGCACUCCCCCGCCCGCAGGAGGCACCUGCCGCUGGCCAACGAGGGAAGUAUGUGGUCCUCUGAGAGCGCCGGGACCAGCAGUGGUCUGAAUGAGCACCAGGUGUAUAACUCCCGUCCUCCAGACAGAGGAGUCACGUCCUACCUGCAGCGAGACCCGCCGCACAGCCAGCCUCAGCCUCUCCUGCAAUCCCAGCGCUUCCAGCACACGUACGCCCCCAGUCGCUUCCAGCCGACGUACCCCUACCUGCCCCAGAGCCUCAUCGACCUGCCCCCCACCAUCUCCCUCUCGGACGGCGAGGAACCUCCUCCGUACCAGGGUCUGUGCACUCUGCAGCUCAGAGACCCCGAGCAGCAGAUGGAGCUGAACCGAGAGUCGGUUCGACCUCCGCCCAACCGAACAGUGUUUGACUCCCACGCCCUGGACCCGUCCAACUCCUGCCUGCAAGCCAGGCUGCAGGCCCCUCCCCCAAGUGUCCAUUCGGGUAUGAGCGUGAUGGAGGCCCAAGAGGCUUUGUCCCGGCAGCAGAAACAGAACUCUCAGGUCGAAGGAACUCCCCCGACCUACAGCGAGGCGAUCGGCCACUUUUACCACCCAGCGACCCUCACCUCCAACCAGAACCACCAGACUGUGUCGCCCUUGCCGGCAACUCCGUCCUCUCUCAUACACGGUCUGCUCCGACCUCUGCCCAAGCAGCAAGGAAGCGUGGAAAACAGGAACACAAGGAACACAAAGGAGAAAUCCCAGAAGGCACAGCAGGUGUGACCGGACUGCUUUUUGUCAUCAUUCCAGCGAAAGAAAACAAAAACCUCAUUUCCGUCAGCUCACCAUUUGGGGGAAUCACCGGUGGACAAUGAGGGACGAUGGCACGAACGGUAACAUCCGACGCGGGACGGCGAAGCGGCCGGUGCGCGGUCGCGGCUUGAAAGCUGAGAGGCGGCAUUGCACAUGUGCUUCUCGUCGGGUGAGAACGUCAGGAAACCACAUGGCUUUUGCAGAGCACAGUUACAGGAGAACAUCUGCGUCUCCUCGUUUACCCCUCCAUUUACGAUGAGCACUUCAGACGAACGUGGAAGAGAGGCACGAAGUGGGAAAAGAUGAAGGCGGAUACAAGCCUUCUUAAAUUCCUUGUCACUCCUGUAUCUGACGGACCUAGAGUCUUUGUUCUAAAUAUUUACCUGUUCUGUUUGUUUCUAUAGAACGUAUCAUUUCCAAUUACCCUGCAAAACACUUCAAUCGUCUUGGUUUUUGCAGGAUUUGUUUCGUUCCCUUGUGAUAAUCCUCUGUUGCUGCUUUGAGUCCUUAACGUUUUUUUUUUUUUUUUUUGCUUUUUCCAACUUCAAAGUUUGCAGCGGCUCCCGCACCGAGCGUUGGCUUUACCGAUGGGGCACGACAGCACAUUUCUACCAUAUGUCCAGUUUAGAUUUAGCUAGCGUAAGUGUAAACUAGCUCAGCAGGUGUAGCACAGUGCUAAACGUCCUAAAGCUAGACGCUCUGCCUUACAACGACCAACUCCGGCAGGAGUUCUUUACGGAUCCUCGUUUUCAACUUGAUGUCUUCUGAUGAGGGUUUGCACAAAGUUCAACGGUUCGCCGCAGAAGGAAAAAUCUGCGGCGUGAUUGCAAAGCGAGAAGGCUGAGAAAGUAGGGGUAUCUUUUUUUUAAAAACGAAAAAAAAAAAAAAAAAAAACUUGAUGCAUUCUUUUGUCGUUUUUGUUGUCGUCUAGUUUUAGAAGAAGCGACGUGGGAAACACGUCAGGGUGCCAACAUUCACCUUGAACAUUUUGAAACGUACAUGUUGACAUGUAUAUUCGUUACAUAUGGAGUAUAUAUACGCGCAUGUAUGCAAAACGAGAGUGGAAAAGCACGAAUUUAAAGUUAUUUAUAUAAUUGCUGAAAAGAAUUGCACUAUUUUUUUAGGUAUGCGCAGAUGGAACAUUUGAGAUGGACUCUUAUUGUGAAGGGGCUCUGUCUGUUGGGGUGUAAAAGGAGAACAGAAGUGACUUACCAGAGUGCGUGAGCAGCUACGGUGCACGGCAGCUACUAUCAGUCGACGGGAAGAUCCUGACUUUGGUCCAAAGGACUCAGACAAUCCAUUUCUGUACCACAGAUUAAAGAAAAGAAAUCCCCAGUUUAUGCAAACGUCUGAGUCCGGCGAGCCAACCACAAGUCAGUUGCCCACCUGUGGGUCCAAUCAGAAACCCCGUAACUCUUUUCUUAUCUCUCUGUCUCUCUCUUUCUCAUCCCUGUUUGGACCGAAUCAUUAGCAAUCCCAAAGCUGGCUGCUACUACCUCGACCAAACAAAGCGAAGCACAUGAGUUUCCCCAAGUUAAUCAGACCGUAGCGUUUAACAAGCGUCUGAGCUAAUCAAGACGAUGUGUAGCGGUAGAAAAGAGUAGGGUAGUGUGUUGUAGACAUUAGUUUUUUUUUUUUUUUUAAUCCUGCUUGGGUAAUUUAUUUGAAUGUCAGAGUUUUAUGUUCAUUAGGUGAGAAGAGAGAGGCGCCUAAUGUCCUCAUCGUGGAACAUUACUCAGGAAGAAAGGCCUUUAGCCCAACAGGUCCCGAAACGUCUGAUAUGCUGACCGUGCACAGUGGUGGCCUCUUAUGCACGCAUUGACACCAACUUUUCCUUUUAACCACCUGUCAACAUACAUUCUGUUCACUCUGGUAAGUCUGCGAUUUUUGCGGGCAUCUCUGAGCACUUUAUUGCACCAGGAACGAGCGAACAAAUCAUGAGUCGGCCAGCCUCAGCCUCAGCUCACUGACCCAGCCUAAAAACUGAAAAGCAACCACAAAAACCUUGUCGUCCAAUGAUGAGACUGGGUUUGAAACGAUGUGACGUGUUGUGCAUAAAACUUGGUUUUAAUUAUUUCUGUCUGCAAACACAACUUAACAGUUUCACAUCAUUAUUAAAUCAGUCAGUGUCACAUGUGCUGUUGUUAAACGAAGCUCUGUUAUUUAGCAGAACUGACCAUGAAUGUAAACCGAUAUUUGUUGGAUAUAGUUGGCAGUUUUAAUUUACAUUAUCAGUGUCUUAAUGAAUCGAUUCUGUCGAAGGUUUUGAGCAAAACCCUUGAUUUUUUUUUUGUUUUAAAGCAAGAUGGGUUGUUGAAACUAGACACACUUAAGUGUUAACAAGGGACACAAGUGUUAAUAGCAACUCAUCUUGUGUCAUGUCUUUACAAGUGUAGGGAUAAAAACCCAUUACCAGUCCGUAAAGAUGCCAGAAGUUAAGCCGGGUGAAGAAAACGGCCUGUGUCAUCCAGUCUUUAUGCAAUUCAUCGGCCUCUGCAGGAACUGAACCAAACUGAUGCAACAGUUCAGAUGAGCUUCUGGUAAAAGAUCAGUUAACGUUUUAUCUACAGGAGAUUUGACUGAUUAGAUUAAAACGUGCAGCUGGUCUGGGAGCAUCAGGACCAAAGCAGAUUUAUCCUAUCUUAAAAUAAUUAGAAUCUUUUUUUUAUUAUUAUUAUAAGCGGUUCAUUUAAGCUCUGUUUUAUGACAGCUACUAUCAAGAGCACAUUACACUUUUGUUCUAAAUGUCAAAAGUUAGUGAUAUUAGUAACCAGAAAAGGACAAAAUGGCCCACUGAUGAUGUUAAAUCCAGUAACUACAUGCUACGUUGGUCAUUAGCGUAAAAUACAACAACAAGGAAAUCGGCCUUUCCACGAACCGCUUUGAAAACAUUGAAGAUUUGGUUUUUUUUAAAUAGAGGAAAUCCACUUUGUUCACUGCCCUGCUCAGACUAGCCAAAACUGAUCUGUAGUCAUACAGAAGGGGAAAUGCCAGGAGAGUUAUUUAACUGCUCGCAACCUUUCAACAGAUGUUACUUAGAAAUGGAUAUUCAGAGACCUCCUUUUAAGUCUGCUACAGUUUAUCAUCUUAAAGGCCAAAACUUUGAUGCAGUUUGUUUUUGCUUUUCUUCUUUUGUAAAUCACAGGUGUUAAAAGAUAAUUUAUUUAAAAAAAAAAAACAAGCCCGUUCUCAACUAAAAGAGUUGUGAUUUUCCUGGUUUUGAGGGUGUUUUCUAAAUAUAGAGACUCUCCUUGCAGUUCUUGCAUUAUUAAGUCUGCAGGCCAGAAAUACCGACUUCCAGCUGCUUUGUUAAUCUCAACAAAGCAUUUGGAGACAGGACAUCCUGAUCAGAAACAAGCCGCCACCUGUUCUUGUUUUGAACAGCGGAAGAAAUCACAAAUCUCCAUCUCACUUGUGCGAUGCUUAAACUUUAACCAACCGGAGGGAGUUUUUAAAAGUGCAAACCAAAGUCUGAUUUGUGUUACAGUUGUCGUUACAUAAGCAAGGAUGCAUGCUAAAGUCAAGCACUUAAAGAAGGAAAAGAAUAAUUUAUCAAUGCUAGAUUUUGAUUUCAAACAGUUUCCUGCAUAAGGAGGUUUGCAACGGGUAUGUAAAGACUGGACAGGCUACGAUCAGGAUGAUGCGAGGGAAAAAAACAACUACUACUAAUAGUAAUAGUGCUAAUAACAGUGGUAAUAACAUUUAUAAAUAUGUACAACACGACGCAUUACAAGCUAGAGGGGUCCGCUUUAGGAAAAAAUCUGGGCUGGCUGACAAAACCAAGAGAGAAAGGAGGAGGAAGAAGAAAACUCAUGUGGGGGAACUCAAACAUGUAUCAAACACUUAGAUGCAGGCAGAAUGCUUUUAUAUGCACUCCAAACACUUGUUUUUCUCUUCUUCUUUUUUCUUUUUUUUUCAAAUGCUUUAAGUCAGUGUGAGAUUUCCUGCUGAAAAGUGGGCGCUGUGCGGUAAAGGCGCAGCGCCGUGGCCUGGGAAAGACCUCCAGCUGUCUAGACAAAAACCAAACACACGUAACCGCGCACACGCAGCAGUCUAAACAAACGACUUUAAGAGCCAGACACACUUUCAUUCAUCUAGUAACCCCCACCUCCCCUUCUCACCGUGGACCACACAAGGUACAGCAAAAACAUUUAUCUCACACACACCUGGUCUGCCUCCAGAGUGGCCUCCCUCCUCCUCCUCCUCCUCCUCCUCCUCCUCCUCCUCUCUCAAUGAGCUCUUCCUGUUCCCAUGAGAUGCCUGCUGUCCAAUGACAGAGCUCCUUUCCAAGAAGGCCGUCUCUGCCAUUGGCCGACUGAGUUCGGGCCUCUGUGGAAAUGUUCAGUGUUUGUUAUUGUUGCUAUGUCGUACGUAAGUGUGCCUGCCUGUGCUGAGACGGGCUAAAUGUGAGCGGCCUGUGUGGGCUGUCAAUCAUCCCUGGCCCCUGUCUCAGACUAUGAUGAUGAUGAUGAUGAUGAUGUUUGGAUAAUGGCGAUGAGAUUGAUGAAGAUUGAUGGUUUUCGAUAGUGAUGCCACAGAAGAGCGUUGCAAUACAACUACUUUUUUUUUUUUGCCUUUUUUUGAUAUUAGGUAUAUUUUAACGUAGUGUGCUAAAUGUAAGAUCUUGUUUUUUUUUAAGUAUUGUUAUUACUGUUGUUUACCACUUUAGAAAGAGAGAUUUCACUUUAUUUCGCUGUUCACACGGGGUAAAAAAAAAAAAACGGUCUUGCUUUUGUAAACUUUGAGAGUGUAAAACUACCUACAGCUAAAACACACAAAAGCUGCAGAUCAGCGAGGCAAGGCGAGGAGAUCCUGAGCGUGUGCUUCUGUGUUUAAGUGCCCUUUUCAGUUGAAGGUAUUGUUGUUAGUUUGCCUGUCCUGGAACAGCAAAUAUGUGCAUUUGUAUGUUUAUUCUUCGAGUUUCAUGAGUCAUUCCCUUUGCUUUCUUUUGACUUAUGCAGUAUCGAGACUGUUCCUUCUCCUCAUCUCCAGACUCUACAUGUGUGCCUUCUGGUGUCCAGCGUGAAAAGAGACAUGCGUUACCGAUGCCUUUUUGACAUAUAAGCGAACGCGGCCUGGGACAUUGAAUAACCGCGGCUGCGUUGUAAGGAAGUCCUUCAGGAAAAAGGGAGGCAACGUGUUAAAAUGUUGUAAGAAAACACUAUUUUCAUAAUAUAGAGCAGCAAAAAUCAGAAGCUGGUGUUCUGAAUUAUUUAAGCUCUGAUAAUUUAGGACAUUAACCCAGAAACGAGCGGUUCUGGAAGCACUUAUGUGUCAUUAACACAAGUUUCUCCAUUUUUUUGUGUGUUUCCUCUCACGCUGCAUUGUUGUGUGCUUCUCUGCUCCUUGAAUCAGCGCUGCGCUGGCGCCUCUUCCUCUGACAAUGUUGUAGAAAACAAAAAGUGUGAUAACACUCUCUCUUUUUUUUUGUUUUUGUUGCGGUAUGUGAUGUGUUAAUAUUUAAAUAAACCUCUGUAUCUUGACUGCUUCGCAAUGCCUGCGACUGUUGUAGAAGUCUUCCAUCUGUUGUGGAGUUUAAUCCCGACGGCUCGUUAACGGGGGGAGAAGUACAGCGGAUGAGUUUGGUCGGCAUUCCUGCACACAGCUGGUCCACGCAUGUGGAAAAGUAAAAUGAAACGGAUAAGGAUGAUUAUCACGGUCACCUUUUCAGCAUCAUCAAAGCCUUCCAGGACAGGACAAGUUGUGAAGUCUUGUGUAGGAACCAUGAACUGUCUUUCCAGAAAAGGUUUCGGAGGUUAAACUCCAGACAGUUAUCACUCGCCGCACGGGUCACACACUUAUAUAGAGAUGUAUUUUAUGCUCAGUAAUUACUUCUUAUUUCUGUAUUAAGACAGCUCCUUUUAAUUUAUGUUCACAUUGCCGGGUUUAUGUUGUAAUCUCCACAAUACUUCAUUGUUGUUGUUACGGAACGUCUUAUGAAUCGGACACAUUUCAGUUAGCUCACGAAUUAACAAAAGUAUGAAUAAAAAAAAAAAAACUUUUAUAAAUACA
Messenger RNA from Fundulus heteroclitus (mummichog), 7489 nucleotides. It is a transcript of the gene pmepa1, whose product is annotated as prostate transmembrane protein, androgen induced 1. The record is from RefSeq and is a predicted model, not a curated record. The transcript has 5 exons. Gene Ontology annotation, cellular component: Golgi membrane; early endosome membrane. The coding region runs from base 473 to 1447 and encodes 324 amino acids. Gene Ontology annotation, molecular function: R-SMAD binding. NCBI's taxonomy places the organism in Eukaryota, Metazoa, Chordata, Actinopteri, Cyprinodontiformes, Fundulidae. Gene Ontology annotation, biological process: negative regulation of transforming growth factor beta receptor signaling pathway.